AUGGCCCACUCCAACUCCCACCCCCAGCAUUCUGUCUCCAACCUCCCGCAACUCCACAAAUUCAUCACGGGACACAACUCCUCAGGCGAAGCCAUCGUGCAAACGCACAGCGACUUCGACUGGCGCCCCUUUGACAACAAAAACAUGUCCUUCAGUGUUGUCUACACGACAUCGCAGAUGCCGGUUGACCUAAACCACGACCAGGACCUCGCCGCGCACAACACGCUGAUGCAGACGCCCGAGCGUCUCGGGCUCGUCAACCCCGGGGGCACGGUAAUGCGCUGCGUCGACUUCAAGCCCGGAUAUGCGUGCGGUAUGCACCGCACGCAGAGUCUGGACUAUGGUAUUGUGCUUGAGGGAAGUAUUGAGAUGCGGCUUGAUUCCGGGGAGGUGCACAAGAUGAAGCGGGGGGAUGUGGCGGUGCAGAGAGCGACGCAGCAUCAGUGGGUUAAUACGAGCGACACGGAAUGGGCGAGGAUGAUGUUUGUGUUGCAGGAUUGUAAGAACUUGGUUGUGGGCGACAAGGAGAUGGUCGAGGACCUUGGAGUUAAUGAGUCCGAUUUGCCACCCAGCCAGGCCGGUAAGCUGUGA
Molecule: messenger RNA, 591 nt
Organism: Pseudomassariella vexata
Lineage: Eukaryota; Fungi; Ascomycota; Sordariomycetes; Amphisphaeriales; Pseudomassariaceae
Exons: 1
Coding region: 1-591 (196 amino acids)
Source: RefSeq, a predicted model, not a curated record